Messenger RNA from Oryza sativa Japonica Group (Japanese rice), 1500 nucleotides. Its product is annotated as 1-aminocyclopropane-1-carboxylate oxidase homolog 1. NCBI's taxonomy places the organism in Eukaryota, Viridiplantae, Streptophyta, Magnoliopsida, Poales, Poaceae. The record is from RefSeq and is a predicted model, not a curated record.
GCCGUAGGAGCACCGAGCACGCGCGUCUCGCCACGCUUCGCUCAAUCGCUUCGCUUUGCGCCGAUAUAUACACCAAGCACCGGCAAUCCACCGCGCAGCCACCAUGCCGGCCUCCGACCCCGCCCCCGCCGCCGCCGCUGCCGCCUACGACCGCACCGCCGAGCUCCGCGCGCUCGACGCCACCCUCUCCGGCGUCCGCGGCCUCGUCGCGUCGGGCGCCACCCACCUCCCCCGCAUCUUCCACAACGUCGUCCAUGGUGAUCAAGAACCACCGGAGGCGACGGCGCCAUCGUCCGCGGCCACGACCACGACGACCGUCCCGGUGAUCGACAUCAGCGGGAGCCGCGCGGCCGUGGUCGACGCCGUCCGGCGGGCGGCGGCGGAGUGGGGGUUCUUCCAGGUGACGGGGCACGGGGUUCCCCUCGCCGCGAUGGACGCCGCGGCGGGCGCGGCGCGCGCGUUCCACGAGUCCGGAGGCGGCGAGGGCAGCGACAAGGCGCGGCUCUACUCGCGCGAGCCCGGGAGAGCCGUCAAGUACCACUGCAACUUCGACCUGUACCAGUCGCCGGUGGCCAACUGGCGCGACACGCUCUACCUCCGCAUGGCGCCCGACCCGCCGCCCGCCGCCGACUUGCCGGAGAUCUGCCGGGAUGCACUGUUUGAAUAUGCCAAACAAGUAAAGAAUUUGGGGAACACACUGUUCGAGCUGCUCUCGGAGGGCCUUGGGCUCAAACCGAGCUACCUGACAGACAUAGAAUGCAACCAGGGGCAAAUCAUACUAUGCCACUACUACCCUCCCUGCCCCCAGCCUGAGCUCGCCAUCGGGACAAGCCGGCAUUCGGACUCCGGCUUCCUCACCAUACUUCUCCAGGAUGACAUUGGGGGCCUCCAGAUCCUCCAUGAGGACCGAUGGGUCGAUGUCACGCCAACUCCUGGAGCGUUCAUCGUCAAUGUUGCCGAUCUCCUGCAGUUGAUCUCCAAUGACAAUUACAAGAGUGUGGAGCAUAGAGUGGUGGCGAAGAACACUGAACCGAGAGUCUCGAUUGCCUGUUUCUUCAGCACCCAUUUUCAUCCGAUUUCCACGAGGAUGUAUGGCCCGAUCAAGGAGCUGUUGUCUGAUGAGAACCCGCCUUUGUACAGGGAGGCACUCGUCAGAGAUUACACCGCGCGUUACUACUCCGUUGGGCUAGAUGGCAAGUUCAAGACUACUCUUUCUGAAUUCCGGUUAUAGAUUGGUAAAGAAAGUCUAUGAUGUACCGGUGUGAAUUGUAUCAUGUACUUGAAAUCAGUAAAGAUAGAGAUAGGGACAGUGUGUAUGACUACUCCAGAGAGAUGAUGUACUUGGCAUGUAUGCUGUAGACAACAGAAUGGAAGUAUAGUUUCAAACAAUUACACAAGGAGCUGUGGAUCCACCCUUGUUUGUAAGGAGUACUGCUAUCAUGCUAUGUAUUGUUAUGCCAUUGAAUAAAGAGAUCUCCUGAAUAAAGAUACUUACCCAUA